CGUUUUAAUAAAAAAGGAUGAAAAGUCUAGUUAUGAUAGCUUUCAUAAUUACUAUAUCUAACUGUCUCAACAUAAGAUAAUGCAAUCCUGCUAUGUGUAAGGGUACUGCUAUGGAAUGCAUGGAGUCAAGUGAAUGGUAUAAAAAUUGGAAUAUCAUUAAUAUAGUGCCAAACAAUUAACCACUUGUUUAAAAGAUUUAAAGUCCCAUAUUGCUGAGGAUAAUUCCUAUGAAUAAUUUGAGACAUGCUUGAAUAAGAGUUUUGCAGCAGGAAAACUCUUGGGUUGUGCAAAGACUCAAUGUCCAAAUUCUGCUGCUUAAUUUGUUACCAUGAUAUUUAACUCGGCUUAAUCUUAGUCCUACAUAUCAAUAGAUUUUAAAAAGUCCAUCAUUUGA
This is a messenger RNA of Paramecium primaurelia, 394 nucleotides long. NCBI's taxonomy places the organism in Eukaryota, Ciliophora, Oligohymenophorea, Peniculida, Parameciidae. The record is from the annotation of a GenBank genome assembly.